Messenger RNA from Aspergillus calidoustus, 975 nucleotides. The record is from the annotation of a GenBank genome assembly. NCBI's taxonomy places the organism in Eukaryota, Fungi, Ascomycota, Eurotiomycetes, Eurotiales, Aspergillaceae.
AUGGCACCACCCGCCGAAGCUAUAAAGGGCUCCGGCUCAGGCUGGAGAUGGAGUGCCUGGUCAACAAAGAAGAAGGCCGCACUCAUCACCGCCAUGCUCUUCACUCUUGCUCUCGCGCUCGGACUCGGUAUUGGACUGGGACUCGGUCUCAAGGACGACGAUAACAACAACGACAUCGGCAAUGACAAUGGAGGCGGCGACAACAACAACAACAACGGAACGGACACCGGCGACCUCUGGCAACCGGCUGUCGGAACACCCUGGCAGAUUGUGCUCAAGUACGCGCUAAACGAUACGUCGGUUGAUGUACCAGUCUACGACAUUGAUCUCUUCGAUAACCCUGUUUCCACCAUUGAAGAGCUUCAUGAUCUCGACCGCAAGGUCAUCUGCUACUUCUCGGCGGGCACCUACGAGGACUGGCGCGAGGACGCUUCGGACUUUCCCAAGGAGGACAUCGGCGACAACCUCGAUGAAUGGGAGGGCGAGAGCUGGGUGAAUAUCAGCUCAAAGGCGAUUCGGGACAUCAUGAUUACGCGGCUGGAUCUUGCGCAACAAAAGGGGUGCGACGGCGUGGAUCCUGAUAAUGUCGAUGGGUACGACAAUGAAAACGGGCUUGGGCUGACCGAGGAGGAUACGAUUGACUACAUGCGGUUCCUUGCGGACGAGGCGAGCGACCGUGGGCUGUCGAUUGGGCUUAAGAACGCGGGUGCGGUGAUUUCGUCGGUUAUCGGGAAGAUGCAGUGGAGUGUCAAUGAGCAGUGUGCGCAGUACGACGAGUGCGAUGUGUAUGCGGCGUUUGUGCAGGCCGGCAAGCCCGUCUUCCACAUCGAGUACCCCAAGGGCGACGAGGUGAACAAUAACGUGGCUGUGACGGGGAGCGAGAGGAGGGAUGCGUGCAACUUUGACGAUUCGAGCGAGUUCUCGACGCUCAUCAAGAACAUGAAUCUGGAUAAUUGGUAUCAAGAUUGCCCGUGA